Molecule: messenger RNA, 4317 nt
Organism: Coniophora puteana RWD-64-598 SS2
Lineage: Eukaryota; Fungi; Basidiomycota; Agaricomycetes; Boletales; Coniophoraceae
Exons: 1
Coding region: 514-4014 (1166 amino acids)
Source: RefSeq, a predicted model, not a curated record
CGCGUCCUUGUCGAGACAGCUCGUUAUUGAUCCUUUUCAGCAUUCUCCUUGUCACGACUCGGCACAGGCGCUUGUCAACCAUCGCUGCCUUCAUUUCCUGUCGGUCUUCCAUCAUAUCGGUCCGUCAUGGCAUAAACGCUUCACGAACACCACUCCUGGAGAGCCGGAUACCAGCUUGCAGCCACCGUGCUUUCAGGACCUCCAAACGUUGCUGUGCGUGUUUCGCCUUCCCCCCGGCGCACCGCCGCCUCGUGGCAUCGUGCUACUUCCUCUUUCGACAGCAGGCACAAGCCAGCCCGUCCUCGUCAGCCUACCCGACGGCUUCAUUUCAUCUCAUUAAACUUUCCCUGUCCUCUCAUUACCUGUCACCUUUAAAUCUACAACACGGUACUUGACACACUCGAUCCACGUCCCCAGCCAUCCCUAGGGUCCAGCCACGUCGCCCUCUCCACAUAUCUGCUUCCCCGCAACCCAUCAUCGGACCGCUCGAGGCUCGCCAGUAGAACAUUACCGAUGAGCUACACCAAUGGCUCCACAUUCUCGGACAUGCAAGGCAAAAUGCGCGUCGUGCCCAACGGCAACAGCAACGGCUACGGCGACGCCCGCGGCGCACCCACCCCUUCACCAGGCGACUACUCCGACUCCGCCUACGACCCCUAUGCAAGCCCAUCUCCCCACCCCGUGGUGCCCACGAACGCACCACCUGCGCAGCACGCGAAUGGGAACGGGAACCCAACCAUGCGCUACUUCGCCAACGCCGCCAAGCAGCGCCCGCGGGACGUCACCUGGAUCUCACAGCCCACGUCCGCGCACACCGCUGCGCCCAUCACGCCGCACGACCACUGGCCGCCGCCGUCCAUGUCCGGCCAGGGCAUGCGCUCCAUGCAGAGCCUGCUCACGCCCGUUAUGGGCACCGGGAACGCCAGGCCGAGCCCUGCGAACGGCACCGGGGAUGCCUACACGGAUAACGGGCGGGGUACAAGGAGCGGGCGGGGCGAAAGCAGAGGUAGAGGAGAGGCGGGGUCUGGGAGCGGGUAUGGGAGCGGGUAUGGGUAUGGGUAUGACGGGAACAGCAAUGGCAACGUGCGCUCGGAGCGCGAGAGCGAGGUCGACACCGAGUUCAUGACUAUCACGGACGCCAAUAUCCCCUCGGACGCCGCGUACGACAACUGGUACCAGAGCCAGGCGAGCCGCGCGGCGGCCAACAGCGAGAAGCUCGCGUCGGUGACGACGAACAAGGGCGCGGGAACGGGCAACAGGUUCGUCGGCGGGUUCGUAAGGGGGAUACGCAAGGUGAUGUCCAAGGGCCGCAUGAAGGACCGCAGGGGCGCGGCGUACCCCGGCGGCGGCGCAGGCGGGAGCGCGGCGGCGCUCAGGGAGCGGAUCAAUCUGAACGAGAGCGCGACGACGAUUACGCCCUCGCCGAUGCAGAUGCAGCAGAGCCAGCAGGGGCAGCUCCCGCGCUACAGGAUGGACCCGCAGCUCGGCAUGGUGCCGUCGCCGAUGGCGUCGCACGUCGAUAUGGAUAUGGGUACGGAUGGAGGCGCGGAUGUGCGGGUGGAGAUCGAGCCUGCGUCGCCGUACGAGCAUGGUCGUGGCCACGAGCACGAGCACGAGAAUGGGUAUGCGCAGCAGUAUCAGUACGCGAACGGCGACGCGGUCUACGGUGCACCCUCGCCUGGUGGCCAUCUCUCCGUGCUCGACGGCGGGAGCGGGAGCAGGGGCGACCGUUCGCCCCUGUCUGCCGUGCACGAGGUCGCGUCCGACCCGGACUCGGACGUGGAAGACGACGAGUUCGAAGUCGAAGUCGCAGACGUCGACCCGGACUCGGACGACGCGAUCGACCCGGAUCUCGACAUGCACCUCGACGAGCCGCCCGUCAUCCCGCCUGGCCCGGGCCCGCGGCCCCUGCUCCACGUCGACAGCAGCAACAGCAACAGUCACAGCGACAGCCAGGGCCGCGUGCUGAGCACGACCGACCCCUCCCUGCUCGAGUCGCCCGUGCUCGUCGAGCCCCCGCUCGCACCCGACUUCGCGUCCAUGCCGCACGACCACCCGCCGCCCUCCGCCGCGCCCUCGAAGACGUUCCACGAGCGCGCAGGCGCGCUCAAGGGGCUCAUCGCGAGGGUGAACGCGUAUCCGUGGGUCACGCCGUCGACGGUCGCGGCGGACUAUUACCCCGCGGAGAGCGCGUACGCGCGCGUGGCGCUGCUGCAUGCGCGCGAGCACGGGCAUACGGCGCCAGAGGCGAUUAAGCCGGCCAAGUCGUGGUAUCAGGGCGGCGCGGGAGGGGGAGCGGGAGGGGGAGCGGCGGCGAGUGCGCUGGAUUUGUUGGGUACGCCGGGGGGGAUGGGGCCGGUGGCGAGGGCGGGGCCGGGGCUGGCGGAGAAGCUGUUUCCGGUUGCGGGGGUGGGUACGUAUGGUGCGGGUGCGGGCCCCCGUGCGUUGCCUGUGCCGCCGGGACAGCCGCAGGUGCAGGCGCAGUGGCCGCCGCCGUUUCCGGACCCGCGGGGGAUGCCUAUGGGGUGGGCGUCUGUUGGGCCGAUGGCGGCUGGGUCUACUCCGCAUCACCAACAUCAUCAUCAUCAUCAUCGUUCGUCACGGCAUCGACACACUCAUGAUCACGACCGCGAUCGUGAACACGAGCACGGGCAUGAUCCAGACAGGGCACGCUCGCACUCGCCGCAGUCGCAGUCACACUCGUCGCACACGCAUUCGUCAACUUCGCAUUCACAUUCGCACUCGCAUCAAUCGCACAGCUCGCAUUCACGCUCGCACCGCACGCACCGAUCCCACCGCUCGCAUUCGCAGUCGCGCUCGACCUCGCCCACCGGCACCGGCACCGGCACCACCACCACCACGCACACCCGCACGGGCACAGGCACAGGCACAGGCACGGGGACGGGGACGGGGACGAACACGCGCCCGACGACAGGCGCAUACGACGUCGACGAGCACGGGUACCCGCGUCCGCCGGCGGGCUACGCGCGCGCGUACGUCGGGCAGCCGCUGUUCGUGUACCCCACGGGGCUGCCGCCUGGGUUUCAGCCGACGCAGCCGCCGCCGCCGCCUGCGGGUGGGCCUGUUCCUGCGUUGGGGCCGGGUGGUGCGCAGGUUCAGGCUCCGGGGCAGUAUGAGCACCAACAUCAUGGCCGUGAUUAUGACCGUGGGCAUCAUUAUGGCGUUCACCAGCACGUUCAGGCUCAUUCGCAAGUUCAAGCUCAAUCUCAAGUCUUAGGCCAGCCUCAAGCCCAUCCUCAAGGGCAAGAGCGAACCCACCAGCCCGCUACACAGCCCGCGCCCCCGUCGUACCAGCCGUACCCCCCGCCGCCAGGCGUAUACCAGCCCCAGCCUGUAUACAUGCUCGCCGGCUCGCCGCCGCACGUCAUGUCUACGCCCGGCGGGGACGUUACGAUCGGCACUGCGGAGGCGCUCGGCGCAGGAGUGGGGGUCGGCGCGGGUGCAGGAGGAGGUGAAGCGGGAUAUAUACCGCCCCCGCCGGUCCUGCACGCCCGCUCGUCGCCCUCGGGCGGGUCGAUGCCGCUCGUGAGCCGCGUUGUGUCUCCCGCGCCCCAACCCCCGCCUCCAGCGCCGACGCUGCCGCUGCCGCCGCCGUUCGUGCCUGCUGCUACGAUUGCGAAGGUGAAGGCGAAGUCUCCGUCGCCGCCUAGGUCUGGACGUGCGAAUGGGCAUGGGCAUGCGAAUGGGCACGGAAAUGGGCACGGGUAUGGAAACGGGUAUGGAAAUGGACAGGGAAACGGGUAUGGAAAUGGACAGGGGAACGGGUAUGGAUAUGAGAAUGGAUACGGGCCAGACAAGAAGGGUAAUACACCAUCGCGAGGGCGCGUGGCGUCGCCGGCGUCGACGUCCGGGUGGGGCGACGUCGGCGGGGCGCCGCUGCCUGCGCCUGUGACGCCCGGCUCGAAGCCCGCGGAGAUGCAGCCGCCGCCGCCGCCAGUGCUGCACUGGGAGCCGGUGGGUGCAGGUGGGGGGUUUAGUAUGCCUGGGGGAUGAUCGGCGUGCUUUAUUUUUUCUUGUGCUCUUUAUCGAGUGAUUUCUUUUCUAUCUUGACUUUGACUUUUUUUCUUGGUCAUCUGGUUUCUCUAUUUUGGCCUAUAGAUUGGCUGAUUACUCUACUCACCCGUACUCUUCCCAUAUGUUUUUAUUGCUCACACACGGACGUACUCGUCAACGACAUUGUACGCUCAUACCCACGCAUGCACGUUAUGACUUUUUUCUGAUCAUGGUAUCCCGCAUAUAUACUUUACAUCGUCGUAUUACAAAACUUCAUAUGCAUAAGUUCCUCAUGCUGUCUAC